AUGUGUGCAAGGCAGUUGCUGCUGUUGAACAUCAUCACUGAAUACGAGUACAUAUAUUACGAAAACUGCGACAUUGGGUUUGGGGUUUGAGUCGCCACCAUGUCUCGGGGAUCCAUUGAAAUCCCUCUGCGGGACACAGAUGAGGUCAUUGAGCUUGACUUUGACCAGCUUCCUGAAGGAGAUGAGGUCAUCAGUAUCCUCAAACAGGAACAUACACAGCUGCACAUAUGGAUUGCACUUGCUUUGGAGUACUACAAGCAAGGAAAGACCGAGGAUUUCGUCAAGUUGCUGGAGGCGGCACGCAUUGAUGGAAACCUGGAUUACAGAGACCAUGAGAAGGACCAGAUGACGUGUCUGGACACUUUAGCUGCUUACUAUGUCCAACAGGCUCGUAAAGAGAAGAACAAGGAUACAAAGAAGGACCUCAUCAACCAGUCCACUCUCCUGUACACCAUGGCAGACAAGAUCAUCAUGUAUGAUCAGAACCAUCUGCUUGGAAGAGCUUGCUUUUGUCUCCUGGAAGGAGAUAAGAUGGAUCAGGCUGAUGCUCAGUUCCAGUUUGUACUUAACCAGUCAACAAACAACAUACCUGCACUCUUGGGUAAGGCAUGUAUCUCCUUCAACAAAAAGGAUUACAGGGGAGCACUGGCGUAUUACAAAAAAGCCCUUCGCACUAACCCUGGCUGUCCAGCCGAGGUGAGGCUUGGCAUGGGCCACUGCUUUGUCAGGCUUAACAAACUAGAGAAAGCUCGCUUGGCUUUUGGUCGAGCCCUGGAGCUGAACUCUAAAUGUGUGGGGGCGUUGGUGGGUUUGGCUGUGCUGGAGCUCAACAGCAAAGAAGCCGACUCCAUCAAGAACGGAGUGCAGCUGCUGUCCAGAGCCUACACCAUUGACCCCAGCAACCCCAUGGUGCUCAAUCACCUCGCCAAUCAUUUCUUCUUCAAAAAAGAUUAUAGCAAAGUACAGCAUCUGGCUCUUCAUGCUUUUCACAACACAGAGGUGGAAGCUAUGCAAGCAGAGAGCUGCUAUCAGUUAGCUCGGUCCUUCCAUGUCCAGGAGGACUACGACCAAGCCUUCCAGUACUACUAUCAGGCCACUCAGUUUGCCUCAUCUACUUUUGUACUGCCCUUCUUUGGUCUGGGCCAGAUGUAUGUGUAUCGUAGAGACAAGGAGAAUGCUGCGCAGUGCUUUGAAAAGGUCUUGAAGGCAUAUCCCAGUAAUUAUGAAACCAUGAAAAUCCUUGGGUCACUUUAUGCCACAUCGGAUGACCAGGAGAAGAGAGACAUCGCUAAAGAACAUCUAAAAAAAAUCACAGUACAGUAUUCCGAUGAUGUGGAAGCCUGGAUUGAGCUUGCCCAAAUUUUGGAACAAACAGACAUUCAGGGUGCUCUGUCGGCAUAUGGCACCGCCACUCGCAUCCUCCAGGAAAAGGUUCAAGCUGAUGUUCCUCCUGAGAUCCUCAAUAAUUUGGGGGCUUUACACUUCAGAUUGGGAAACCUAGGCGAGGCCAAGAAAUACUUCCUGGCUUCUUUGGAGAGGGCCAAAGCUGAGGGCGAGCAUGAUGAGCACUACUACAACGCCAUCUCUGUCACAACCUCCUAUAACUUGGCUAGACUCUAUGAGGCCAUGUGCGAGUUCCAUGAGGCAGAGAAACUCUACAAGAACAUCCUGAGAGAGCAUCCCAAUUACGUGGACUGUUAUUUGCGUCUUGGAGCAAUGGCACGUGACAAGGGAAAUUUCUAUGAAGCUUCUGACUGGUUUAAAGAAGCUUUACAGAUCAAUCAGGAUCACCCUGAUGCCUGGUCGCUGAUUGGUAACCUCCAUCUGGCCAAGCAGGAAUGGGGUCCCGGCCAGAAGAAGUUUGAACGCAUCCUUAAACAGCCGUCCACUCAAAAUGACACCUACUCUAUGCUGGCGCUAGGGAACGUGUGGCUUCAGACACUGCAUCAGCCCACUAGAGAUCGCGAAAAGGAAAAGCGGCACCAGGAUCGAGCACUAGCGAUCUACAAACAAGUCCUGAGGAACGAUGCCAAAAAUCUGUAUGCUGCCAAUGGCAUAGGUGCUGUACUGGCACAUAAGGGUUAUUUCCGAGAGGCAAGAGAUGUCUUUGCUCAGGUCAGAGAGGCCACAGCAGAGAUCAGUGAUGUCUGGCUGAACCUUGCACACAUCUAUGUGGAGCAGAAGCAGUACAUCAGUGCUGUGCAGAUGUAUGAAAACUGCUUGAAGAAAUUCUUCAAGUUUCAGAACACAGAGGUGCUGUUGUAUCUGGCCCGAGCGCUCUUCAAAUGUGGCAAGCUGCAGGAGUGUAAACAGACUCUUCUGAGGGCUCGUCACGUGGCACCCAGUGACACAGUGCUGAUGUUUAACGUGGCACUGGUGCUUCAGAGGUUGGCCACACUUGUGUUGAAGGAUGAAAAGAGUAAUCUAAAGGCUGUGCUGAGUGCAGUGAAAGAGCUGGAGUUAGCUCACAGGUAUUUCAGCUACCUUAGUAAGGCUGGAGACAAAAUGAGGUUUGACCUCGCACUGGCUGCUGGUGAAGCCAGGCAGUGUUCUGACUUGCUAAGCCAGGCUCAGUACCAUGUGGCACGAGCUCGUAAACAAGAUGAGGAGGAGAAGGAGCACCGUGCUAAACAGGAGCAGGAGAGAGACCUGCUGCGACAACAGAUGAUGAAAACGCAAGAGGAGAAGAAGAACAGGGAGGCUGAGGAGCAGAAGAAGCUCCUCGAGCAGAGAGCUCAGUAUGUAGAGAAGACCAAGAACCUGCUCACCUUCGCUGAGGGAAUGAAAGAGGCAAACAAAGAGAAGAAGAAAGGAGGAGGUGGAAGACGCAAGAAAGGAGGUGACUUUGAUGACUUUGUCAAUGAUGACUCCGAUGAGGAUCUGCCGCUCAAGAAGAAGAAGAAGAAGAAAGCUGGGAGCGGCAGUGAAGUUGAUGAUGAAGGCGGAGAGGAGGGAGAGAAGAAACCCCGCAAGAAACGAAGAAGACCGACUAAAAGAGAGGAUGGAGGUUCAGAUGAUGAAGAAGGAGGCUCCAGGCCCAAGAAACAGCGCAAACCCAGAGAGCGCAAGAAGAUUGAGAAGUCUAAGCCAGAGCGCAUGCCGCCGUCUCUUAAAGGAAAGAUCAAAUCCAAAGCAAUCAUUUCAUCCUCUGAUUCCUCCUCUGAUGAGGAUGGCCUAAAAAUAGCAGAAGACAGAAACCCCCGGGACAGCGGCUCAGGUUCUGACGAUGACGAAAGCCACAAGAAACGCAUUGCUUCCGACAGCGAUUCCAAUGAGGAGCGGAACCAGUCUGGAAGUGAGCCCGGCAGCCCGCAGCGCUCUGGAAACUCAGAUGACGAUGACUCUGGCAGUGAACGACCAGUGAAGAGGAGGAGACCGCAGCAGCAGCAAUCCGACUCUGAACAGUCGGACAAUGAGAGCAAAAAGAGCCGCUCUGAAGGAUCCGACGAAGAUUCCCCGGCCAGAUCUCCAGCCGCUGCGUCAGACCGGGGCUCAGACAAUGAGGGGUCUCCACAGAGGUCUGAUAAUGAUUCUGAGCCUGAGGGGUCCAACAAUGAAGCUUCUAACAGAGGCUCUGAUGAUGAUAGUGACUAAAUUUACUAAAUCGCCUGUGUCAUAUCUGGAAAAAAAGGAUAAAAGAGAAUCUUUUGUCUACUUGUCAUGUUUCCUCAUUGCGUAUGUAAUUAUGUGUCUUCCUGGAUAUGUUUCUCAUAUUUUCCAGGAUGUUUUUAUUUUUUAAUUGGUCCAAAAAUGAGAACGGUGUUUUAUGUUCAGUCUUUUGAGUAUAAAAUGUUUAAAACCUUUUUUGCUUAAGCAUUUUGUUGAUCAUUACAACAUGAACAUAAAACACAGUAGUCUUAUGGGGUUAUCAAAAGCUGUGAUGAGUUGGUGUACAUUAUAAAAUAAACUUUUGAAUUAAAAGUAUUUUGA
This is a messenger RNA of Xyrauchen texanus (razorback sucker), 3930 nucleotides long. It is a transcript of the gene ctr9, whose product is annotated as CTR9 homolog, Paf1/RNA polymerase II complex component. Bases 100 to 3594 code for a protein of 1164 amino acids. Gene Ontology annotation, biological process: regulation of DNA-templated transcription. Gene Ontology annotation, cellular component: Cdc73/Paf1 complex. The transcript has 23 exons. Lineage: Eukaryota; Metazoa; Chordata; Actinopteri; Cypriniformes; Catostomidae. Gene Ontology annotation, molecular function: RNA polymerase II complex binding. The record is from RefSeq and is a predicted model, not a curated record.